CUGCGGCGCGUUCCAGGAAGUAAUACUCCUCCAUUGGGUCAACGUCGGCGCGACGCAGUAGUUUGUGGUUCGACGGAAAGCCGCCGCCAUGCCGCCCGGGCCUGUUCAGAUCAUCCAGCCGGAGAGCAACAAGAAUGAUGCACCUCAAGAAGAAACCCCAGCCACCAAGCCUAUCGUUGGCAUCAUCUACCCUCCUCCUGAAGUGCGAAACAUUGUUGAUAAGACAGCCAGCUUUGUUGCCAGGAACGGACCAGAGUUUGAAGCCAGAAUCCGUCAAAAUGAAAUCAACAAUCCAAAGUUUAAUUUCCUUAAUCCCAAUGACCCUUACCAUGCUUACUAUCGACACAAAGUCAACGAGUUUAAGGAGGGCAAAGCACAGGAGCCAUCUGCAGCUGUGCCUAAGGUCAUGCAGCAGACCAUGCAGCAGUCUCAGCAGCUUCCACAAAAAGUGCAGUCACAAGUCAUUCAGGAAACAAUAGUCCCCAAAGAGCCUCCCCCGGAGUUUGAGUUCAUAGCAGAUCCUCCAUCGAUCUCAGCAUUUGAUCUGGAUGUUGUCAAGCUCACCGCCCAGUUUGUUGCUCGCAAUGGCCGUCAGUUUCUCACUCAGCUCAUGCAGAAAGAGCAAAGGAACUACCAGUUCGACUUUUUGCGGCCUCAACACAGCCUUUUCAACUACUUCACCAAGCUAGUUGAACAGUACACCAAGAUUCUGAUUCCUCCCAAAGGCCUUCUCACCAAACUGAAGAAGGAGGCUGAGAACCCAAGAGAGGUUAUGGACCAGGUGAGGUACCGCGUUGAGUGGGCAAAGUUUCAGGAGCGCGAGAGGAAGAAAGAGGAAGAAGAAAGAGAGAAGGAACGAGUGGCGUAUGCUCAAAUAGACUGGCAUGACUUUGUGGUUGUUGAAACAGUGGAUUUCCAGCCUAAUGAACAAGGCCACUUCCCCCCACCAACUACACCAGAGGAGCUUGGUGCUCGCAUCCUGAUCCAGGAGCGCUAUGAGAAGUAUGGAGAGAGUGAGGAGGUGGAGAUGGAGGUUGAGAGUGAGGAUGAAGAGGAUGAGCGGGAGAACCGAGGCGACGGUCAUCCUUCACAGCCGGAUCAAGACACACAACUUCAGGACAUGGAUGAGGGAUCAGACGAUGACGAUGAUGGUGUGAAGGCUCCACUGCCACCAGACAACCCCAUGCCACCGCCACUGCCCCCAACUCCAGACCAGGUCAUUAUUCGCAAAGACUACGACCCCAAAGCUUCCAAGCCUCCACCUUCAAUCGCUGUGCCGGAUGAGUACCUUAUCUCACCAAUCACUGGUGAGAAGAUCCCAGCCAGUAAAAUGCAGGAGCACAUGCGUAUUGGUCUGCUGGAUCCACGCUGGCUGGAGCAAAGAGACCGCAGCAUCAGGGAGAGGCAGACAGAGGACGAAGUCUACGCUCCUGGUUUGGAUAUCGAGAGCAGCUUGAAGCAGCUGGCAGAGAGGCGUACUGAUAUCUUUGGUGUGGAAGAGACAGCCAUCGGUAAAAAGAUCGGUGAGGAAGAAAUCCAGAAGCCUGAGGAGAAGGUAACUUGGGAUGGCCAUUCCGGAAGCAUGGCUCGUACACAGCAGGCCGCACAGGCCAACAUCACUCUGCAAGAACAGAUCGAAGCCAUUCAUAAGGCCAAAGGUCUGGUUGGAGAGGAUGACACCAAGGAGAAAAUCGGCCCCAGCAAGCCGAGUGAGAUCCAUCAUCCUCCUCCAAUCCCCUCCUCUGCACCCAGUUUACCUAAACCCAGUCCUCCGGUCACUGCAGUGCCACGCCCGCCUGUCUCUGUGGCCCCUCCAGUGCGCACCACGCUCCUGUCUGCUGUUCCUGUAAUUCCAAGACCACCUGUGGCGCCGGUGGUGCGCCUCACACCAGGGCAAGUCAUCGCACCGAUGCCUCCCAUGAUUCCUGCUCCACGGAUCAACGUGGUUCCUAUGCCUUCAUCAGCGCCUCACAUCAUGGCGCCCAGACCACCGCCCAUGGUUGUUCCGGCCGCAUUUGUCCCAGCUCCGCCUGUUCCACAGCCGCCGUCCGCUGCUCCUGCACCUCCUGUUCACCCUCCUCCACCCCACGACGACGAGCCACUCAGCAAGAAGAUGAAGACAGAGGACAACCUCAUCCCAGAGGACGAGUUUCUUCGCAGGAACAAGGGCCCGGUUGCUGUUAAAGUUCAAGUACCCAACAUGCAAGACAAGACCGAAUGGAAGCUGAACGGCCAAAUACUGAAUUUCACCGUUCCACUCACAGAUCAAGUUUCUGUUAUUAAGGUGAAAAUUCAUGAAGCUACAGGAAUGCCAGCAGGAAAACAGAAGUUACAGUAUGAGGGCAUUUUCAUCAAGGACUCCAACUCCCUGGCUUAUUACAACAUGAACAACGGUUCAAUCAUUCAUUUGGCCCUGAAAGAGAGAGGUGGAAGAAAGAAGUGAGCCAGAGCACCAGAAGAAAAGGCCCUUCGGUGCUGUUAUGUCAUUUUAGUUUUAUGGAAAAUUAUGUUCCCUCUUCCUUACAAUGUAGUUUGAGGAGCACGGCGCUCUUCAAUGAUGAAUUAUAAUCCAGGUAGCAGGUGUUAUGUCUCAAUUUUUGUCUGUUGGUAACAUGUAAAAUUUCAUUGUUCAUUCAUUUAAAUAAAACAAUUGAAAAAUG
Molecule: messenger RNA, 2660 nt
Organism: Salarias fasciatus (jewelled blenny)
Lineage: Eukaryota; Metazoa; Chordata; Actinopteri; Blenniiformes; Blenniidae
Gene: sf3a1
Product: splicing factor 3a, subunit 1
Exons: 16
Coding region: 89-2443 (784 amino acids)
Biological process (GO): regulation of alternative mRNA splicing, via spliceosome; mRNA cis splicing, via spliceosome
Cellular component (GO): U2-type prespliceosome; U2 snRNP; catalytic step 2 spliceosome
Molecular function (GO): protein binding; RNA binding
Source: RefSeq, a predicted model, not a curated record